CUCAAAAAAUGCUAUUAGUCAAAAUAUACAAAAUAUAAUAUAAUGGCUAAGAAUAUUGUUAAUAACAACAUGAACAAUAUUUUGAGAGCAAAAUUGUUGCCAUUAAUAGGUAUGGUGGCAACAAUAUUGGCAUGUGUUGUGGCUUCUUCCGAAUAUGCUGAAGCGUCUUCGGAACAAGCUGCCGAAUCUCCUGAGACACUUAAGCCCGAGGAUGUAACGAAAAUGGAUGAUUAUCAGCUGAAGGCGUUUGCGCAAGAGCUUAUGUCCGGAGAAGCCAACGCGCAUUCAUUAGAAAACCACAACGAGUCUCCGGACGGGGCUUCUGCCAAUGACGCGGCAAAGAAAGAUGACGCUCAGAUGAAGGCGUUUGCACAAGAAAUGUUAGCCGGAGACCCAGGCGCCAGUGGUGGGGCCGGGGGUAAUGCCGCAGACGCUGCCAAAGGGAAAGGGGCGUUCGAAGGCGUGUUUAACAAUGCCUUUUACACGGGAGGCGGUGCGGGGAACGGCGACUUCCCAAACACCGGGUACGACGCGAGCGCGUGUUGGUACCGGUGUGCCUCGAAGGGAAUCCAAUAUUGCGGGACCGUGCGGUCGGAGUUCUUGCGGAAGGCUUGCCUCCAUGCCUCCGGGAAAGGGUGCAAUAUUUAUUGUGGCAAUCAAAUAAGUCAAGUCAAUCAACGUUGGUAAUCAUACAACACAUUUUCCUAAAAAUUCCAAAUAAAUGAACACAUAUACUCUUACAAAAGAACAUGUUGUUUUAGAAUGAAUGUCUCUGAUAAAA
Messenger RNA from Cuscuta campestris, 781 nucleotides. The record is from the annotation of a GenBank genome assembly. Lineage: Eukaryota; Viridiplantae; Streptophyta; Magnoliopsida; Solanales; Convolvulaceae.